AUGUCAUCUGUUCUCGUGUCUGAUGUUCCUAGCCACAUUAGCGCUGGCCAACUUAGGUGCUUAUUCCAGUAUGCCGGCACCAUAUCCAGUAUUAUUCCUUUGAAGCGAGAAACAUUGCAAGAUUUACGCCAAUAUGAAAUCAUCUACAUGUCUCCACAAGCAGUGUCAACUGCUCUUUUGCUAGAUGACGUGGAGUUGCAACAUGGCUGCUUCCUUCAAGUACGCAGAUACCAGGAGCGCCCAAUGGAAAUGAAUGGGUUUGCCAGCCACCACAACGGACAGCCAACCUUGCAGCAGUUGCGUAAAGAGGACAUCGAGUUCACUUUGGAUUAUGCUUACGGGCAAGUUUUCAAUCUGGGUAAUGGUGCAAACCAAGAUCCUGUUCCCACUGCUGAUAUCGAUCAGGAGUACAAGCCAAAGACAGUUAUACUUGCCGAAAUAAUCGCGGGCGGAUAUGACCUUGCUGAUGAUAUCAUUGAGCGAGGAGCAAAGUUUGACAAGAGGUAUGGAGUCUCUGCCCGGUUCCAAAACUUUAUUGACUCACUAAAUGAUUACAGUUUGAAAGCAAAGGGCAAGCAGAAAAGGGCUUAUGAAAAUGAUCAGUUGAAAAAGUACUUUGAUGAGAUUAGUGUUAAUAUCGAUACAGCAACGCCUUCGGUCGAUGCUCGAGUCAGUUCAUUCUACAAGACUGUUGAUAACAACGAUGUGAGAGAUAUCCGUAAUGAGGCAAUGAAAUUGGCGCAGCAUAAUGGACAAGGCUCGGGCAGAGGUAUCAUGAGUAAUUGA
This is a messenger RNA of Lodderomyces margitis, 786 nucleotides long. RefSeq lists its product as uncharacterized. NCBI's taxonomy places the organism in Eukaryota, Fungi, Ascomycota, Pichiomycetes, Serinales, Debaryomycetaceae. The record is from RefSeq and is a predicted model, not a curated record. The transcript has a single exon. The coding region runs from base 1 to 786 and encodes 261 amino acids. Gene Ontology annotation, molecular function: nucleic acid binding.